UUUUUUUUUUUUUUUCACCGUCUAAAACAAGCAAGAGAGAGAAACUGAAAACUGAAUAUUGCUCAAAGGAAGCAGCUCCGUUUCUCUCUCUUUCUUGUUGCAAUGAUUUUCAUCUCCCAACCCAAAUCCAAAUGUCAAGCAUUUGGAAAAGUUGGUUGAUUGCAAGAAAUGAGCAAAGGGAUUGUAAAGGAAGAAGCGGCGUCGUCGUCUGGUGUUGUGUCGGCCGAGAACCGUCCUUUUGGUAGUCUGAGAGGCGUCCAAUGGCGUAUUAAUCUCGGGAUUAUACCUUCUUCUUCAAUUGAUGAUCUACGCAGAGUAACUGCUGAUUCUCGCCGAAGAUAUGCUGGGUUGAGAAGGCAGCUGCUAGUGGAUCCACAUGUUCCCAAGGAUGGAGUAUGUGAUUCCCUUGAUCUUUUCAUGGACAAUCCGCUCUCACAAAACCCAGACAGCAUAUGGGGUCGAUUCUUUCGGAAUGCUGAGCUGGAAAAAAUGGUUGACCAGGAUUUAUCACGAUUAUAUCCAGAACAUGGAAGCUACUUCCAGACUCCUGGAUGCCAGGGAAUGUUGAGACGAAUAUUGUUGCUGUGGUGCCUUAGACACCCAGAGUGUGGUUAUAGACAAGGAAUGCAUGAACUCUUGGCUCCUCUGCUGUAUGUUCUUCAUGUUGACGUUGAGCGUCUUUCAGAAGUGCGAAAGCUUUAUGAAGACCAUUUCAAUGACAAAUUUGAUGGAUUGUCAUUUGAAGAAAAUGAUGUCGCAUAUAAUUUUGAUUUUACGAAGUUUUUAGAUUCCAUGGAAGAUGAGAUUGGAUCUCAAGGUAAUUCAAAGAAAGUUAGGAGCCUUGAUGAGCUUGAUCCUGAGAUACAGGCCAUCGUAUUGCUAAGUGAUGCUUACGGAGCUGAAGGUGAACUUGGUAUUGUCUUGUCUGAGAAAUUCAUGGAACAUGAUGCCUACUGUAUGUUUGAUGCUUUGAUGAGUGGGGUAUGUGGUUCAGUUGCUAUGGCAGAUUUUUUUGCUACGUCUCCUGCAGCUGAGUCCCACAGUGGCUUAUCGCCUGUCAUUGAAGCCUCGGCUGCCUUAUAUCAUUUACUUUCAAUUGUUGAUUCAUCUCUACAUAGCCAUCUUGUUGAGCUCGGUGUUGAACCCCAGUAUUUUGCACUUCGCUGGUUGCGUGUUUUAUUUGGACGGGAGUUUUCACUUCAAGAUCUCUUAGUUGUAUGGGAUGAGAUCUUCAUCGCAGAUAAUAGCCCGCCCAAUAAAGACUCUGAAGAUGAUGAGAUUGCCAGUUUUAGAACACUCAAUUCACACCGCGGAGCAUUAAUCUCUUCUAUGGCAGUCUCUAUGAUACUUUACCUGAGAUCUUCCUUGCUUGCCACUGAAAAUGCAACUUCUUGUCUUCAGAGACUCUUGAAUUUUCCAGAGAAUAUAAAUCUGAAAAAACUUAUAUCAAAGGCUAAGUCACUGCAAAUUCUUGCUUUGGAUUCUAACAUCUCAUCCUUGUCAUCUAAAUUUGGUGGGGCUUACAACCGCAGCAAAUCUUCGGUUAGUGGUCACAAUCUUUCAUCUGAUCCUGUUUUUCCAAAAACUCCUCUAAGCCUGGUGCCUGACAGCUACUGGGAAGAAAAGUGGAGAGUACUGCAUAAGGCAGAGGAACUAAGGCAAAAUAGUUUAGGAACGCAAACUCCGAGCAGGAAAAAGAGAUGGUCAGAAAAAGUAAAGCUGGGCCUAUCUAGAACUGAAUCUGACCCAUCAGCUGCAAAAGCAGAGAAAUGCGAAAAGAACCACAGGUCAUUGGUUAGGCAUUGUUUGCUUGAAGACUUGUCGCAGCAACUUUGUUUGGAGGAAGAUGCUAAAAAAGGAGGCUGUUUUGAUGCUUCUAAUUCAGAGGACCAUCAUUCUAUGGAAGUUCAGGUGGAGGGACAAAAUGGUACAAACAAAGAGUCUAUUUGCACAGCUGAGGAGAGGUGUGAGAGUGGAAGUGGAACUGUUGUCAGUGAUGAAAACUUUAUCUUUUCUGACCCAGCAAGUCCUGACCAUGAAAAUGACACAGAAAAAAGUAGUGUUGCAUCAAAUUUAUCCAUAGAUGAAAAUGAUGAUCACCAGCAAGGUUACCCAGAAGUUUCACCUCUGCCUGUUUCCCUUGCUCCUGAUGACAUCUCUCUAAAAUCUCUGCAUAAGAAUGAAUCUUCAGGGAAGAUUGUCUCAGCUACAAAGGAGCGAAGGCAUCUUUUAGGUAAAUUCCAGUGGUUUUGGAAGUUUGGGCAAUACGUCAGUGAGGAGACAUCUGAUAAAGGAGGUAACCAAGACGCUACAAAUUCUCCAAAUUGCAAUAGCAAGAGCAGUACAACAGACUCAUCUACUGAUGGUGCUUCUCAUAGUUUGUCUUCCACCAACAAAGGAGAUGCUGUGGACCAGAAUAUGAUGGGCACAUUGAAGAAUCUUGGGCAGUCUAUGCUUGAACACAUUCAGGUUCUUGAGUCAGUUUUCCUGCAAGAUGGAGGUCAGGUGGGAUCGUUAGACAACUUCUCUAAAAACAUUCUAGUUGGCAAAGGACAAGUUACAGCAAUGACAGCUCUCAAGGAGCUUCGGAAGGUCAGCAACCUUCUAUCAGAGAUGUGAGAUUUAUUCUAUUUAUUAAAUCCUGUAUGUACUUUUUUGUACUUACCAUUUUUUUAGUGCAAAUAAAACAGUAUUAUUGGUUUCUUUACUCUGUAUAUUGUCUCAUAAUCUAAAUCUUGUCUGUGUCUGAGAUCAUAAG
This is a messenger RNA of Durio zibethinus, 2758 nucleotides long. RefSeq lists its product as uncharacterized. The record is from RefSeq and is a predicted model, not a curated record. Gene Ontology annotation, molecular function: GTPase activator activity. NCBI's taxonomy places the organism in Eukaryota, Viridiplantae, Streptophyta, Magnoliopsida, Malvales, Malvaceae. Gene Ontology annotation, biological process: activation of GTPase activity.